Corticium candelabrum is the source of this 4760-nucleotide messenger RNA. Its product is annotated as centrosomal protein of 162 kDa-like. Bases 1 to 4650 code for a protein of 1549 amino acids. The transcript is spliced from 21 exons. The record is from RefSeq and is a predicted model, not a curated record. Gene Ontology annotation, biological process: cilium assembly. NCBI's taxonomy places the organism in Eukaryota, Metazoa, Porifera, Homoscleromorpha, Homosclerophorida, Plakinidae. Gene Ontology annotation, cellular component: centriole; axonemal microtubule; centrosome.
AUGGCUGAAGGAUAUGACUCUGACUUGGAGCGUUUUCUGCAAGAAACUAUUUCAUCCGAUGUGGAUUCACUAGCGGCUUCGUUACCAAGCAGUCCCGAAGUCUCAAUAGACAGGCGACACGGACAACAGAGUGGAAAGACUGUUGGUCGACAUUGGUGGGACGAUGACGAGGAGAUCGGAGAGAGGCGCAGCUUUCUGAAGCCUGUACGAGAAAAAGAGCUAGAAGAAACAGCUGGAUUGAAGACGUCUGCAACCUUUCAGUCGACAACAGCAAAAUCAGACUUUAGUGCUGACAGUCUAGAUGCAGUUCAGCCUGUUGAUGACCCGUCCAUUGCUCAUCAGUCUGAUGAUUUCAAUGACACAUUUAGUGCAUCAUCGCAUGCCCAGUCUCCACUCAUUCAAUCCAAACCAAGUCAGUUCUCUCAGUCUGGAGUUUCACUACAACACGGGUUAGACACGAUGGAAGAAGCGGCUGAUAAGGAACGUUUCUUUGCUCAGUUGGAGGAGGGACGCUCAUCACCCGUAGACUAUGGAGAGCUAAAUAGAAAUGAGGAUCUUAAUGUAACAACAGGGACGUUGAAGGAGCUGGAAGAGCAGUUGAGGAAGAAAGAUGCUGAUGAAGCUUCUAGUAACUCUCUUAAACGCAGUGGCAAAUCGUCAUCGUCUUCAUCAAGCAGCAGUAGCAGCUCAUCUAGUAGUCAUUGUAGUUCUUCUUCUCGUAAAGUUAGCAGCAAAGAUGGCAGUGAAAUCAGCGACAAAUCAUGCAAUGGUCAGACAUCAGACAAUGAGAAGGUAACAGAAGGUGAUGGUAAGCAACAUGAGGAUAGUGGAGAGAGAAGCUCAGAGACACCUGAUGUUGCCCAGUCUCUGUGGAAGACUACAGGCAAGUUAGCACAGCUUGACUCAGUGAUCGGUCGAGACAAAUUCACUAAAGUUGUGUUGGAUGCCAUGCAGCAUGCGUCACCAAACACAGACAACUUAGUCGGCAUGCAACCAGAGAAACGUGGUUUCGAAUUGUCACCAGUACGAGCCAGUGAUAGUCCACCAUUAUCUCAACAAGUACCAGAAGUUAUUGAUUCAGUAGAGAUUAGACAAGUGAGGUCAGACGAUGAUGAUGACAGCAGUGAAGACGACGAACAUCUCAGUAGGAAAGAAGAUGAAGAACUGAGUGGGAACGACUCACAACAGAUUGCAAUGGAGGAACUUCAAGCUGCACUGAAAGCAGCCGGGUUGCCUCUUAUAGGAGGGGAAUGCGAUGAUCGUGAUGAUCGUAUUGACGUGUCUCUAUCAGGUCUUAUCAUUGAAGGUGCCGGUGGAGGCACGGUUGAAAAGAUUAGUGAGUCAGGCAGCUUACUAACGUUAGCUCAAAUGCACAAUGUGUCUGCAGAUGUGAUAGCAUUAGGGGCAGCUCACAGCCAGAAAAGAGAUUAUCAAAUUCAAAUCAAACGAGACGACUCCCGGGAAAGCAACGAGUCGUUGACAUCUCAAGUUUCUAUUGACCGGCAAGCCAACAGUGAAGAAACAUCACGAAUUGGCUCACCUGACAAAUCACAAAUUGAAGAAAGGAAGUUUGAUUUCUCGCCUCUUGACACGAUACGUGACGAUCCUCGAGGGUUUGACCUUUCACCUGCGACUCCAUUCUCACCACAACUUUCACCUACUGUUGCUCAGAAAGCGUUAGCUGAUGCUGAGGUCGAAGCCAUUGUGGCCGAUGUAAAGAAAGUUGAGACAGAACUUCAACGUGUCGUGAAUUCAACGAAGAAAAAGAUUCAAAAGAAGAAACCACUCGCCGCAAAGUUCAGCAAUUUAAGUCCACGAGUCAGUCAAAUGCCCAUGAAAUCGAGAGUUGUGAAGAAGAAGGAGGAGCCGGGGUAUUUAAAAUCAACUGCCAGUACUGACUUACGUUAUGGUUGGGGAGCAGGAGGAUCCGGCAAAGUGUCAGCUGGUGAUACUAAAAUGGCGUCAUCCUCUCAUACGUUGAGACAGACUCAUACACUUGAAGGAAUUCAAUUAGGGAAAGCAGUAGGGAGUGAUGUGGGUGUGAGAGAGCGUUUGAUGGAUGUUGAGACGUCAGUGGGGAAUGUGGAUGCUGUACAGCUUGCAGCGUCUGUUGACUCAUUUGCAUCAUAUCUUCAUCAGUUUGUGGAGCAGGCACCGGGCACUGCAAGUUCGGUUGCUAUGAGAACGUGGACAUCUACAACAGAUGAGAGAAACGCACACGAAUCAUCAGCGGGAAAACCAUUUACCGCUGUUGGAGGGAAAGACGUCAAACUUGAUGAAGUCAAUCAGUGCAAACGAUGUGAUCGACUGCAAUCAGAAGCUGAUGAAAGAGAGAAGCAUUGGAGAGAACGAGCAGCCGAAAUGAAGCAACAACACGACGAAGAGAGACGAAGACUCCAGCAAGAAGUAUUUAUUCUACAAGCCAAGUUGAGAGCCACAGAGCAGGAACAUCAAGACAAACGGUUAGUGGAGGGCGAUCAUCAGUUAGAGUUGGAGAGACUGGAGAGAGAGUUAAAGGAGCAGGAAGGCUUGAUACAAGGAUACCAGCUGGAAAAUGAACGUCUUUACAAGGAAGUGAAAGAUCAGCAAACGAAGAUGAAAGCGGUCGAGAGUCAUCUGUUUACUGAGAAUCAACGUCAAGCAGCUGAACUUGUCUCUGUUAGGUCCAAGCUGGAACGACGUGAACAGGAGCUUCUCGCUGUUGGGGCCAUUACUGGUCGGCAGCCACCUGAAGGCAGUGCUGCUUUAGGAGCAGCUCGAAUACAUGAACUGGAACAUCAGCUUCACGAUGCCAAACAGACAGAAGAGCAAUUGAGAGGUGAAGUUAGUGAAGGGAAAGAGGUAAAUCGCAUGCUUGAAGAGAGUUUGUCUGCUCUAAAACUAGAAAUGGCAGCAACCAGUGAUCAACUCAAUCAAAAACUCUCUCAACAGAAAACAAUUUCAGAUGCAUCCUUGCAGGCAGUAGAACAGAGAAUUGAGAGUAUGCACGUGUCCCAUGAAAAGGAAGUUGCAGCGAUGAAACGGCAGUUGAGAUGGUAUGUAGAGAAUCAGGAGCUGUUGGACAAAGAUGCUGAAAAGAUCAGGAGAUACGAGGUGGAUUUGGAGAGAAUGCGUGCAGCGUUGCAGAGUGCAAAGUGUGAAGGAAAGGAAGCGAGUGAUAGGACGAGACGGAAAGAUAAAGAGAGACAGGCUGAUGCGAGGAGGAUACAGGAUUUAGAGAGACAGGUUCGUGAGAUGGACCAAGUCAUUCGUCGUCGUCAUCCCAACUCCCUUCCUGCUCUUAUUUACGCCGCCAACGUAUCCUCUGAGACAGCAAGCACAAAAUCCGAACAACAAACACUCUCCAACUCGUCACCCAAACACUCAACAAUCUUUCUCGAACAGAAAGUUCGCACCCUAGAAAGUCAACUCUCAGCAAACGAUGAAGAAUGGGAGCGAAGGUUGAGAUCAAUACAACAAAAGCACAACAACUUACACAUGGAAUACGAGGGACAAAUCGCUAACCUCACUCAGCGACUACACAAUUUCCAGUCUGCGUCUCGUACUCCUGGCAACACUCAUCCUCACACGACAGUUCAAGCAUUAGAAAAAGAGUUAAGGAACGUCCAGUUGACUAACCAGGCUCGCGUCGAGCAGCUACAGAGUGAGAACAACGCAUUGAAGGUGCAACUAAAGCAAGGGAAAACGAACGAUGACCAAACGGUUGUGAGAAGGAAGGCGCGACGAAGGCUUGUUGUUGAUCCAAAAGUGAAAGGAAACGAUGUUGUGGAUGUGACUGCAGAAGACGUCGGUGUGUUGACUGAUGCAUUGAGGGACACUCGUGAGGAGGUGGGGGCAUUGAAAGAGGCGAAUGCAAAGCUGGAAAUGGAUAGGAAUCAGUUGCUUGUUGAGGUGGGGAGGCGAGAGGGAGCGAGGAGGGAUGGAUCGUGUGAGCACGAGGAGAGAGGUUAUGAUGCUAGAGUUUUCGGUGAUGAGUCUCGUAGGUUGGUUGAGGAGAGUCGACGGUUGAAACAGCAGGUCUCUCAUCUGCAACUUGAUUUGGAGCAUCAGCGAGUUCAACUAAAUGCACAAGCGGCUGAAGCUGCAGCUCGACUAAGAGAAGCAACAGAAGCAGCAGACGAAAAGAUUAAAGCUGAAAAAUCCAGAUUUCAAAAGCAACUGGAAGCAGAAAAAGCUAAAUCACUUGUUGCAGCAUCAGACUCAGAGCUUGAGAGGUUGAAAGCCAAAGUCUCAGCCCAAGAGAUGGUGAUUCGUCAUUUUCAGAAGCAGUUUGCGUCGUCUCCUGACAGCACGAGCAUGUUAGCUGCUGCUCGUGUUCGAGAGGAGAAACUGAAGCAGCAAGUUGAACGACUUCACAGAGAGCUGACUGAUGCACAAGAUCACCACACACCUGAAAGGAGGCAUUAUGAAGUCUUAGCAUCAAAGAUUACAAGUAUGGAACAGAAGCAUUCACAACGUGAAGAAGAACUACGUAAAAUCAUCUUCAGAAAUCAGCAAACUGCAGGAGUGGAAACAGACCAAGCAAAUGUUUACUUGAGGCAAGAGCUUGAGCUGAAAAACCAACAGGUCGAGAGAUUUCGCGAAGAACUUGAUAUUAUAUUGAAUGUUUUGCAGCAACUCAAACAACAGGGUAUUGUCAUACCAUUAUGAACUUACAUACAAGACCACAGACAUCUGUAUAUUGAACAUAAGGCAAAUAAUACUUACUACCAAAUCUUCUCUCAUACGAUCACUAGUACUGUACAACAGUAAUGUACACA